Protomyces lactucae-debilis is the source of this 2687-nucleotide messenger RNA. RefSeq names its product Metallo-peptidase family M12-domain-containing protein. The transcript has a single exon. Gene Ontology annotation, biological process: proteolysis. Gene Ontology annotation, molecular function: metalloendopeptidase activity. NCBI's taxonomy places the organism in Eukaryota, Fungi, Ascomycota, Taphrinomycetes, Taphrinales, Protomycetaceae. The record is from RefSeq and is a predicted model, not a curated record. The coding region runs from base 142 to 2394 and encodes 750 amino acids.
UGCGCACUACACCAUGCACUGACGUAAAAUACUCUCAACGGCUCAGAAUAGGCCUGGCUGCCUCACAACUUGUAACACCACAUCCACGCAGCUGCUUCUUCAUUCUUCUCUUCAUCGCUUUGGCGCACCAUCUACUGUUCAAUGAGAGUCGGACUACAAACGAGUCUUGCCGCUUGCUUUCAUUUUUCGUGCAUUCUCGCGCAUUCAACAAGGCGACAAGCGAUACAAGUCGUCGAUACGGUCGGCGACGUCGGUUUCUUCUCGCGACAAUCGCCAGCAUCGUCUGAUGCGCCAAUAGAAAUCUCUUUCUAUGCUUCCAGCACCGGUUCUGUUAACCUUGAACUCUCGCCUACGCCUGACUUGUUUGACAACACGCAAGUCAUCUACCACGAUACACAGGGCGGUUUUCUACGGUCGGAAGAAAUCAAUCCAGAUGACUACUGGGUGUACAAAGGUUAUGCGAUGCAAUCGUCGUCGGAGACAAUGGAGACACUCAGGGUUGGUCAUGCGCGCGUUUUGAUCCAUUCUCUGCAGCCACUAUUGUUUGAAGGCUCCUUCCAAGUCGGUGAAGCCAUGUAUCAUGUGCAACUGCUGGAGGACUACAAUCGUGACUGGCAGCUGGGCGACGCAAAACCAGACACGAGUGACCCAGACACAAUGGUCGUCUGGACUGACAGCAGCUUAGAGCCACGUCUGGCCAAACGGUCUGGGUCGACGUGGGACGACGAGCUACCGAGCGUUUGCAAUAGCGACAACCUCGAUGCUGGUCUCAAUGGCUACUCUAGCUCAGUGGGCGCACUUAUCAAGCGCCAACUUGUCGGUGACACGGGCCGCACAUUUGUUACACAGGCACAACUUGCUCGUACCAUUGGUUCUACUGCCGGAUGCCCUACAGAAAAGCUUGUCGCCUUGAUUGGUGUCGCUGCAGAUUGCAACUUCGUCGCUGGCUUUUCAUCUACACAAGCUGUCCGGAGCAACAUCAUCUCUGCAAUCAACCAAGCCUCACAAGUCUAUGAGAGUGCCUUCAACAUCACACUUGGGCUGGCAUCUAUCGUACUGACGGAGAGUUCAUGUCCAACAAGUCAAUCGAGCAGUUCUCCAUGGAACACCGCGUGCGAUUCAUCUACCACGAUUGAAGACAGACUCAAUCGCUUCUCACAGUGGCGAGGCCAGCAGUCUGAUUCUUACUCUGCCUGGCUCCUUCUGUCUACCUGUAAUACUGCCUCGGAGAUUGGUGUCGCUUGGCUUGGCACACUUUGCAAUGCCAACACCACCACGCAGUCAUCUUCCAGUGUAUCGAGUACAGGUGUUGUGACAUCUGCUGCAGGUGGCACGUCCUACUGGAAGACCUUUGCACAUGAGCUGGGCCACAUUUUUGGUGCAAACCACGAUUGUACUGCUUCAUGCUCUCUCGACACCUCCACCACAUGCUGCCCGCUUUCUGCAGGUACCUGUUCGUCUGCUGGCGCCUUUCUCAUGAACCCUUCCAGCAGUUUCAGCGCAACACGAUUCUCUCCCUGCACGGUUGGACAGGUCUGCACGAACCUCCUUCGCCGAACAGUGGCUUCAUCGUGUCUUUCUCGCAACCAAAACGUCAAGCUUGAAACAGCAGCGACAUGCGGUAAUGGUAUUGUUGAGGAAGGUGAAGACUGUGACUGUGGUGGCACAGCAGAAUGUGCCAAUAACCCUUGCUGUAACCCAACCACCUGCAAGUUCAACACUGGUGCCGUGUGUGAUCCGAGCAAUGCAGCGUGUUGCACACAACAAUGUCAGUUUGCUGGGAACAGCACCAUUUGUCGUGCUUCUGCGGGUCCCUGUGAUCCAGGUGAGUCGUGCAGCGGUACUUCUGGCCAAUGUCCCGAGGACGGGUUCGCUCGUAACGGUCAGUCUUGUGGAUCAAAUGGACUUGUUUGUGCUUCAGGGCAGUGUACGAGUCGCGAUGCACAGUGCCAGCAGCAGUUCAACGGCUCGUCUGGUGCGUGCGACGAUGUCCAGUGUGCCUUGACGUGUCGUGUUCAGGGACAGUGCUACAUCGCCAACCAGUACUUCAUCUCAGGGACGCCAUGCGGGAAUGGUGGUGUUUGCCGUCUCGGCAACUGCGACCAAGGUUCCGUUGGCAAUCAAAUCACCAGUUGGUUUGAACGUAAUCGGAAUUGGUUCAUCCCUGUGAUUGCCGUUGUCGGAGGUCUCAUUGUGAUUACUGUGUUGUGGUGCUUGAUCUCACCUUGUCUACGAAAGAAGAGAAAGAAUACACCGCCGCCGCAGAUGACUUAUUCAAGCCAGCAGUAUGCACCACAAGGUCAAUACCCGGCUGUGCAGCCAACGCAGUACUACCCACCUGCCAACUACCCGCAGUACCCGCCGACCGUGGCGACCCGUUCGCGGCCAUACUGAGGUCGUCUCCGCGAAUUCCCGUGUUUAGCAUUUUGUACGUGUAGGUUUAUGAAGGGGUGUAGCAUGCACUGUGAUUGAUGACCCGUCGCAGGCUCGCAACUGGAUAGACAAGCUCGUCUAUCGGUAUAUCGGGACUAUGUUGUCAUGAUCAAUGUCUUUGGCAGGCCUGGAGAUGAGAUCACAGCCCGGGGAAGACGCUUUAAGGUGGCAGCAGAAGAGUGGCCGGGUCAGGCGGUUCUCCACAAAAUGACACGAUCGGCAAGCAGCUUGCGCCAGCCCACGUCUUUGCUCGC